AGACUCCAACAUUCAUGCGCGUUCUUUUCGGAACGCACGAGUAACGUCCGUGAUCCAUUCUCGCUCGGCGUAUCCUAGACUUUGCCAAUAUCGUUGGUCUUACAAUUGUGAAAAGAGAAAUAGGGUGGGCCACGCGAGAAAAAGAAUCGCACUCUGUACAUACAUAUAUACAACGCUGAAUAGCAACGGCGGCAAUUGUUACGUGAUCGAGCGUUAUGCAUGAUACUGCAUAUUGACAUACGUACGUAUACUUUGGUGAGUCGUGAAACGGAAUGCAGUUAUCGAUAUAGAUUCGAAUAGAUCAUCGGUGACAAAUAUCGGUAACGGAUAUCAAGUUUACUUUGCGGGAACCCCGAAGUUUCACAAUCGACAUACGACGGUGCCGGCGCACAUUGAUCUUACACUAGUGCGGGAAUUGGUUAUCGAAAAAAUGGCGGCUGAGGCAAUGCUAAAUAAGAACCGAAUGAUGGUGUUUAAGAACAAAGGCAAGGACGUCGAGGAGAUGAGAAGAAGACGUAAUGAAGUGACAGUAGAAUUACGUAAAAAUAAGCGCGAUGAGACUUUACAAAAAAGAAGAAAUGUACCUACAGAUUCAACGGAUGAAGAUGAUAUUGACAAACAUCUUUCAAAAAUCAGUUUGGAAGAAUUAGUAGCAAAAGCAGGUAGUUCAGAUCCAGCAGUACAAUUACAAGCUGUACAGUCAGCGAGGAAGUUACUAUCUUCAGAUCGUAAUCCGCCUAUUGAUCCAUUGAUAGAGAGUGGCAUUUUACCAAUCUUAGUUCGUUGUCUUGAACAACAUCAUAAUCCAUCUUUACAAUUUGAGGCAGCCUGGGCUUUAACAAAUAUUGCAAGUGGGACAUCAGCUCAAACGCAAGCUGUUGUUACUGCUGGUGCAGUUCCACUUUUUUUGCGCUUGUUACUUUCAAGUCAACAGAAUGUAUGUGAACAAGCUGUAUGGGCCUUAGGUAACAUAAUUGGAGAUGGUCCAAUACCUAGAGAUUAUGUUAUUAAUCUUGGUGUUGUACCACCACUGCUAACAUUUAUAAAACCAGAUAUACCUAUUACGUUUUUACGUAACGUAACAUGGGUCAUUGUAAACUUAUGUAGGAAUAAAGAUCCACCACCACCAGUUCAAACCAUAAAGGAAAUUUUACCUGCUCUAAAUGUGCUUAUUCAUCAUAAUGAUAUUAAUAUUCUUGUUGAUACCGUAUGGGCCUUGAGCUAUUUGACUGAUGGUGGUAAUGAGCAAAUUCAAAUGGUUAUAGAUAGUGGUGUUGUACCUCGUUUAAUACCACUUCUUUCGCACAAAGAGGUCAAAGUGCAAACUGCUGCCCUUAGAGCAGUUGGAAAUAUUGUGACUGGCACAGAUGAACAAACACAAACUGUUUUAAAUUGUGAUGCUCUUUCGCAUUUCCCUAAUUUAUUGACUCAUCCAAAAGAGAAGAUUUGUAAAGAAGCAGUCUGGUUCCUUUCAAACAUUACUGCCGGCAAUCAAUCACAAGUUCAAGCAGUUAUAGAUGCAGGACUCUUAUCACUUAUUAUUCGUAAUUUAGCAAAGGGAGAAUUUCAAACGCAGAAGGAAGCUGCAUGGGCAAUUAGUAAUCUUACAAUAAGUGGUAAUAGGGAACAAGUUGCACGGCUUAUACAAGAAGGUGUUAUUGGUCCAUUCUGUGAUCUUCUGUCUUGUAAAGAUACUCAAGUUGUGCAAGUGGUAUUAGAUGGUAUCCAUAACAUGUUGAAGCUUGCUGGAACCCAAGUUGAACAUUUGGCAAAUAUGAUUGAAGAAUGUGGUGGUGUGGACAAGAUUGAAGCGUUGCAAAAUCAUGAAAAUGUAGAUAUUUACAAGUUAGCAUAUGACAUCAUUGAGCAAUAUUUUUCAGAAGAGGCGGAUGAGACACCUUUGGCGCCAGGACAUGAAGGAGCUUUUGAGUUUGAUCAGACGACGAGUAUUCCGAGUGAAGGUUUUAAAUUCUGAGAGAGUCUCCACUUAUUUCUUAUCCGAUCGUGCCGUCCCCCGACAAACUCCGAUGCGGAGCCAUUUUGCUUUUCUCUUUCCUAUUUCUACAUCUCCUUCCUGUUCCAAUGAAAGUGUAGCAAUAUGAACUUACCACUGCUGUGGAUCAAGAAUUAUCGCGUUUGCUCUAAACAUACAGUGUGAUUUAUCGACUUCCGUAUUUUGGAAAGCUUGAACGAACUAGAGAAAGAAAGCUGGUUACAGAAUGAAAGAGAGCCAGAUAAUUACCAAAAACUGAUCAUCCGUGUAUUUUGAUUUUUUCUUUCCCCUUUGUUAUAAUACCUUACCUUGUUACCUUUUUUUCUUUUAUAAUACAAUGAUAAACUUAUUAGCAGUGUCUUUAGACGAGCGCAGCUAAUGACAUAAUGCAUGCAAAUAAAUUAUUGUAGUGAAAUCGAUUAUUUCCGCAAUGAAAAUAAGGAAACGAAAAGAAAAGAUUAUCCUGCACUGCAUGUUUCUACACUGUGUGGAAAUAAGGGAAUGAAAAGGAAGGAUUAUUCUAUUGCUUGAUCAUGCUGCUCUCCAUUCUAACUCAGGACGAGUCUUGGUUAGCGAUAUUACUUUUAUAAAAUAAUUCGUGUAUAUUUUAGGCAUGUUAAAUUUAUAAUGAUAUUGAUUACUAAAUAAAUGAAUCAAUUGACUACUC
This is a messenger RNA of Cataglyphis hispanica, 2660 nucleotides long. It is a transcript of the gene Kap-alpha3, whose product is annotated as importin subunit alpha-3. The transcript is spliced from 10 exons. Lineage: Eukaryota; Metazoa; Arthropoda; Insecta; Hymenoptera; Formicidae. Bases 431 to 1975 code for a protein of 514 amino acids. The record is from RefSeq and is a predicted model, not a curated record. Gene Ontology annotation, molecular function: nuclear import signal receptor activity; protein binding. Gene Ontology annotation, biological process: NLS-bearing protein import into nucleus. Gene Ontology annotation, cellular component: nucleoplasm; cytoplasm; nucleus.